CGGAUCGUAAUGUGUAGCUCUUCUGUAAAGAUACAUAGGACACUGCGGCACGGUGUUGAGUGCAGGAAAUUGAAGAGAUCGAAUUAAAAGAAGAUAAGCAGCGGGGGUUUCCCUAGCGCGAGGGUUGAAUCCGGCAUUUGCGGAUAUAUAAGACCGACGAAGUCUGUUCAGUGUCACUCGCCGGCCUUUAACAAUUCCAAUAGCUUCGCCUUCUCUUCGCCGUACUAAUCAGUCAUGUUGAACUCGUCGAACCGAAUGAUCGUGCUGCUCGUCAUGAUUUUCGUCGUUCUCUGCUUGACGACAUCUGUAACUGAUGCCGAGCGAAAUAUCGUCUGUACAAACCGGCUUUGUACAGGUGUCUGCCUUAGAAAUUGCGCUCAAUGCGAAAAGAUGUACGACAAGUACUUCAUGGGGCAGAAGUGCGCGGAUUUUUGCGUAAAGUACAAGGGAAAGCUUAUUCCAGAUUGCGAGGACGAGAUUUCCAUUCGUCCUUUCCUUCAAACGCCCGAGAAUGACUAUUAAUCCUCGCUAGAGGAACGCUCUUCGACUCUUUCAUUUUCAUUCUCGCGUUAUUAAGCCAAGCCACGCGCAAAUUGUAUACCGUAUAGAAAAAAAAUGCGAAUUUGGAUCUGAAUUUAUUUAUGCCACGCGCUAGAAUUUGUUUGUUAGACGAUAAUGUGUGUGCAAUUUAUUAUUAUAAAAGUUGUGAAGAUGCAUCGCUAUAUAGUCGUGACUAUAUAAUAGUUCAAAAAUAUAAAAGUAUAUGAAUGAAUUACAAGACGGAUCCUUCGACACUGCAACCCACACAGCGGAAAUGUUCAAGAUCACAUCACAGAGAUAUCCUAAAAAUAUCGUGAACUUUAGAAUAUAUAUGAUAUAUUUUUGUGAUAUAUUUUAGAUAUUUCUGCUGUGAAGAAGCUGUCGU
Molecule: messenger RNA, 925 nt
Organism: Pogonomyrmex barbatus (red harvester ant)
Lineage: Eukaryota; Metazoa; Arthropoda; Insecta; Hymenoptera; Formicidae
Gene: Eh
Product: Eclosion hormone
Biological process (GO): neuropeptide signaling pathway; ecdysis, chitin-based cuticle
Molecular function (GO): ecdysis-triggering hormone activity
Source: RefSeq, a predicted model, not a curated record